AGCCUGGGGUGACAGAGUGAGACCCUAGCUCUAAAAAACAAAAAAAGAAUGCCAAGCGUCUAAACUUUGAGCUCCUUGAGGAUAAAAACUAGGCUUUUUUCAUCCUCAAUGCCCAGUAUCUUAGUUGAUGUUUAUUGAGUGUAUAUGAGUGUGCAUAUGCCCACAAACAGAAAAGCUGUUGUCAGGAAGGUAUUUGUACACUCAGGCUUUCCACUCUGAUAGUCAUCAGGCACAUGUGAGUACUGAGCACUUGAAAUGUGGAUUGUCCAGAUAGGAAUGUACUAAUUGUCAAAUACGCACUGGAUUGCACAGGCUUGGGGCAGUACAAACAAAAGAAUGUAAGAUAUCCCACGAAUAGUUUUUAUGAUUAUUGCACAUUAAAAUGAUCAUAUCUUGGAUCUACUGCAUUAAAUAAAGUAUAUUAUUAAAAUUAAUUUUAUCUCUUUAUUACUUUCUAUAAACAGCUACUAGAAAAUUUUAAAUUAUACAUGUAGCUGCUCAUAGAAGGUUGGUAUCUGGGUUAAUUCAUUAGUGUAGAUUCAUAAAAACAGUCAUUUUCUUUAGUUUCGUGGAUUUGUUGAACUAAAGAUCCUAUAGGGUUACCACCUUCCCUGUCCCUCCUCCCCUACUACCAAAUAUUCAUGAGAACAAAUGGGAAGAAUGUACUCUGCUUUUAAAGGUACAGAUUUUUCUCUGCUGUCAUAAGUAUACCUAGAACAGAAGCAUUGUUGACUCCAAGUAGUUUCACUAAUGAAAAGGAAGCAGCAGAAUGACUCAUGUAAGUUGGAGGAGACACUGUUUUCUUUGGAAUGCUUUGGUUCUUGCAUUUUAGGACAGGUGUGGCUGCUGUUGAACCAGCAGAGUCAUCCUAGGCACAUCUGACGUGAGGAACUGGAGCAUUGCUCAGGGGCCCCUGCCUUCUGACUAAUGGAUGUAGGAUCCAUCAUAUAUCAGGUUGCUCCUCACCAAUACAAACUCUGAUACAGAAAUGCACUUGGUGUGUUUGCUUUUUCUUUCUGGUUUAGGGCAGAAAUAUUUUGAUUUAGAGACUUUUCUACUGAACUAUGACAUAAUAGGAUAAGAAUAUUGUGUCAAAAAUAGCCUCAUAAGGUCUUUUUUGACAUUAAGAGUUCUGGAGUGAGUUUGCGGUGGAUUAUUGAGAAUAAUUCUGUUUAUCAGCGGCUGGCCAUCUUUGAUGAGUGCUGACUUCUCUCCUUUCAGCACAGAGUGGGAAUGCCUGCCUCCUGUGACUCUGGAUUGGAGUGAUCGGGAGUGCACACCAGCCAUCCUCUUGCAGAGGUGGGGCACGUGCUGGCACAGAGCCUCAGGUUAGGCCGAAGGGAUGCAAUCUCAGACCAGCAGCCAGCAGUGUUUAUAAACAACAGGAGGGAGAUUGUGCUGGCGAUUUCCAACUCGCGCCAAUGAAGAUCAACCAGUUUGCGCUUUGGGCAGCAGGCUGCAGAUGGACAGUGCCUCCUGAGGGCAUCGCCAUGUGCUAGGGAUCCGUGUUGCAGGAUACCUGCCUGCAAGAGAGAAUCAAGGAGUGCUUUUUAAGCCCCUGGAGCUCAGGCCUGGCGUUAAGUAGAGUGGGUGUUAAGUAGAGUGAAUCUCCUGAAGUCCAAACUAACAUAUGACAUUUUUAAAUUAGGAAAACAAAUGGCUCUGAAAAGGUCUAAAGGAUUAUAGAUAAGUAUAUGAUACGGAAAAUGUUAUAGAGGGUUCAGGAGGUGAUGGGGUCAUCCAGGGUUGGUUGCACUGAAAUUGAAUUACCCUGUCUUUUACUCAUCUGUGGAAAAGAAAAAAAAAAGAGGAAAAUUAUGUCCCCCAAAGAUGCUUGGAGAUUUGACUGGAUGUUUGUAAAGUGCUUUGAUAUCUUUAAUAGAGUGUCCGAUAAGAGCAAAGCAAACUACAAGUCUGAAUCAUCUUAAGUAGAUACUAAGUGGCUCUGUGUCUUUGUUGUAAGUUGUACUUAUAUUUUCAAGAGAAAAUUUCACAUUCUGAUAUUCUUUUAAGUAUCAGCUGUAUGCUUGGGGUCUUUACCUGUUAACUUGAGCUCCAACAUGCUUUGUAGAGGACAAUUUUUCUAGCCAAGCAGUUAAAUGCACCUUAAAAUGCUUCUUGCCAAGGACAAUGCCUUUGCAAAUGUUUAAGAUAUUUAUGCUUGGUUGUGAUUUUUUACUGAACCUGUGUCUUCAUAGCGACUCCUUGGGAGGUACAGGAAGCAUAGCCAGAAAGCAAAUCCCUGCAAUCAGUUCAUUAUAGAGAAUGAAAAAGCUUUUAUUUCAAGGUUCUGGUGGAUAGACUUACCGAUAUGUGUAUUCUGUGUCUAUUUAAUUUCACGUAGUGCUGCAUCUAAUCACGCUGUUUAAAUAAUCGGACAGAAUGUCCUUUUGCUCUGCUUUUGCUUGUGAAGAGCACACAGCACUGCCACCUUGUUGCCAAAGUUUGGUCUGAUUUGAAUGUGCUUAAAAAUCAAGUGAAUGCCUGUUGGGAAAAAGCUUACUCCUUCUCUUUGUCAGUACUUGCAAAAACAACUUAAAAGAAGUUAGCAUUAUUGGACUGAAUUCAGUAAUUAGCAUAAUCACGAUGCUAUGUGUUGUUCACCAGGGCACGCCCCUUGGCCACAUUUCCCAUUAAGAGGACACCGAUGUUGUCCUAGUGAAUAAAUCCCAGCACACAUGAUGCAAAUCAGCAUGUUCCUGCCUGCCGCUCGGCUGCGGUUAAUUUUAGCCAGCGUUAGUUCUAUGAGUUGUAAAAGUAGAAGUUAGCAAGCUGAAAUGUGACUUCUCGGCCUAAUGUGAUAGGGUAUCUAUUUUAGACUUCAGAUUGUGUAUAUGAUCAGGAGAGCAGUCUUCUGAAGAACUGUGGCUCAGUUUUCUUUGAAACUACUUGAGGAGACAUCACAGCUUUCCCAGACUGGGAGGAAAAAUAUGGAAUGUGUUUUACUGCUGACUGAACACAACCAAAUGAACUGUCCUGACAGUAGUUUGAAAACCAGCAGCUAGCAGUUCGUCCAGCCUCUAACACUGUCCAGCACUUUCCAGCGCAAACUCACUGUUUACAAGAACUCUUGGCCUUACGAAGUUUAUAACCUCAAGCUUUGUUUAUUUAAAAUCUUCCUGCAAAAGAAAAGUACCUGGCACCCGCUUUCCAAAAUGGCCAUGGAUGAGUAUUUGUGGAUGGUCAUUCUGGGCUUCAUCAUAGCUUUCGUCUUGGCCUUUUCUGUUGGUGCAAACGAUGUUGCCAACUCCUUUGGUACAGCCGUGGGCUCUGGUGUGGUGACCUUGAGGCAGGCGUGCAUUUUAGCUUCAAUAUUUGAAACUACCGGCUCCGUGUUACUAGGAGCCAAAGUAGGAGAAACGAUUCGCAAAGGUAUCAUUGACGUGAACCUGUACAACGAGACGGUGGAGACGCUCAUGGCUGGGGAAGUGAGUGCCAUGGUUGGUAGAGAUGACGGCACAACAGACAGCUGAUGUGUACGGGUAAUUUGGUUAGGGAGAAGAGGGUUAGAGAGGAAUUCUACCACCUUCUGCUUUCCACAGGACAUAUCCUCUUGUAGGAAGAGUCCUGCAGCAGGAGGUUCCGCUGUGUGGCAGCUGAUCGCAUCCUUCCUGAGGCUUCCGAUCUCAGGAACUCACUGCAUUGUGGGCUCUACUAUAGGAUUCUCCCUGGUCGCCAUCGGUACCAAAGGUGUGCAGUGGAUGGAGCUUGUCAAGAUUGUUGCUUCUUGGUUUAUAUCUCCACUGUUGUCUGGUUUGAUGUCUGGCCUGCUGUUUGUACUCAUCAGAAUUUUCAUCUUAAAAAAGGAAGACCCUGUUCCCAACGGCCUCCGGGCACUCCCAGUAUUCUAUGCUGCUACCAUAGCAAUCAAUGUCUUUUCCAUCAUGUACACGGGAGCACCAGUGCUCGGCCUGGUUCUCCCCAUGUGGGCCAUAGCCCUGAUUUCCUUUGGUGUCGCUCUCCUGUUCGCCUUUUUUGUGUGGCUCUUCGUGUGUCCGUGGAUGCGGAGGAAAAUAACAGGCAAAUUACAAAAAGAAGGUGCUUUAUCACGCGUAUCUGAUGAAAGUCUCAGUAAAGUUCAGGAAGCAGAAUCCCCAGUAUUUAAAGAGCUACCAGGUGCCAAGGCUAAUGAUGACAGCACCAUCCCGCUCACCGGGGCGGCAGGAGAGACGUCAGGGGCCUUGGAAGGCACCUCCACGGGCAGCCACCCUCGGGCUGCAUACGGAAGGGCCCUGUCCAUGACCCAUGGCUCUGUGAAAUCGCCCGUCUCCAACGGCACCUUCGGCUUCGACGGCCACACCAGGAGCGACGGUCACGUGUACCACACCGUGCACAAAGACUCGGGGCUUUACAAAGACCUGCUGCAUAAAAUCCACAUCGACAGGGGCCCCGAGGAGAAGCCAGCCCAGGAGAGCAGCUACCGGCUGCUGCGCCGGAACAACAGCUACACGUGCUACACUGCGGCCAUCUGCGGGCUGCCGGUGCACGCCACCUUCCGAGCCGCGGACUCGUCGGCCCCGGAGGACAGCGAGAAGUUGGUGGGCGACACCGUGUCCUACUCCAAAAAGAGGCUGCGCUACGACAGCUACUCGAGCUACUGCAACGCGGUGGCGGAGGCGGAGAUCGAGGCGGAGGAGGGCGGCGUGGAGAUGAAGCUGGCGUCGGAGCUGGCCGACCCUGACCAGCCGCGGGAGGACCCUGCGGAGGAGGAGAAGGAGGAGAAGGACGCGCCCGAGGUGCACCUACUGUUCCAUUUCCUGCAGGUCCUCACCGCCUGUUUUGGGUCCUUUGCUCACGGCGGCAAUGAUGUGAGUAAUGCCAUUGGUCCCCUGGUAGCCUUGUGGCUGAUUUACAGACAAGGCGGGGUAAUGCAAGAAGCAGCUACGCCCGUCUGGCUGCUGUUUUAUGGAGGAGUUGGAAUCUGCACAGGCCUCUGGGUCUGGGGGAGAAGAGUGAUCCAGACCAUGGGGAAGGACCUCACUCCCAUCACGCCAUCCAGUGGCUUCACGAUCGAGCUGGCCUCCGCCUUCACCGUGGUGAUCGCCUCCAACAUCGGGCUCCCAGUCAGCACCACGCACUGCAAGGUGGGUUCGGUGGUGGCAGUGGGCUGGAUCCGCUCCCGCAAGGCUGUGGACUGGCGCCUCUUUCGGAACAUCUUCGUGGCCUGGUUCGUGACUGUCCCCGUGGCCGGGCUGUUCAGUGCUGCUGUCAUGGCUCUUCUCAUGUAUGGGAUCCUUCCAUAUGUGUGAUUUGUCUUCUUCCAGCUGCAAACAGCUAAAGGAUGGUCUGGUGUGGGCGUGUGGGAGACGCGUGACCUCGUGCCAUGCACACACACAUCCUGGCCGUGCAUGGCUCUCUCAUGACCAGCUCUCCACCUCCCUUCGGGGAGGCUCCAUCCCACACCAUUCACCCAGGCUGCGGAGACUCACCUUCCCAAGCUAACUUAACUACUGUACAUAAUAAUAUGUAUUAAACUGGUAUCGUGGUGAUAUAAUGUGGUGCAGUUACUUAUAUAUUAAAUAUCUAUUGUAUCCAUAGAAUAGGUAGUGUUAUUUCAAACAUAUUCAAGAUGGGAGUGGAGAUCAUUGCCUAGAAGUCAAUAUUCAAUAAAUCUUGUACAUAGCUAUUUCAAUAGCAAAUGUUAAGCCUUUAAAAGGAAAGCGUAGAUUGGAAAAUAAUUUUUUUCCAAAUGAUGUUUUUCCCUUCUAAUAUACUGUAAGGUAACGAGCUUCAGGACAGGUGACACGACCCAUCAGAGGCCACAUGCUGUGGGAUGACAGCAGGACGGGAGGUCACAAGUGCUUUCACUGAAGAUUUGUUCAUAUACUGUGUAUUGAUUCUUGUGUAAUAUAUCAUCAUUGCUUUUGUAAAUACGUAAAACUGUAAUUUUUUAAUGGUGUGCUUCCCUUAUACUUUUUUGAUCAGAGAAUUUUGGAAAGUACCAAAGAAGCAGGGGAAUCGUUGGCCAGUGUUACAUUUUCAUGUUGUCUGUCUCCCCCUCACUGAUCAUACCCACCCCGGAGCACGUGUGGCGGCGGCACCGUCACCCAGCAUGCGCCACACCGUGGCUCCCACCAGCAGUGCCGCCGCCGCCGCCACCACACACCAGAUCCUGCCCACCCUGCAGUGGCCUUUCCUUGUCAUCAGAGUAGAGAAUGCACAGGUGUCAGUGAGGGCGUGCGGCCGAGCACUACAUGUCAAGUCCGGUGUCAGUUUCCAUCCUAGUUCUCCUUGCAACCCGAAGAAUGGAUGCUUGUCUCAAGUGUCAGUGCAAAGGAGGCUUUUUCUGUGCUUUGACAUUCAGGGACAGGAGGGAGGGGGAAUGCUGAACACUGAUGGAGUAUUUAUCUGAGGCCCACGCAAAGCUGGACACCAGGCUCUACUCUAGCCCAUUGGAGUCUCUUCUUUUUUGAUAGCGGGAGGGAGGAGGUGCGACUAAUGUUGGAGCCUGAAACUAUGGAAAUGCUGCUAAAAUUUUUAUAUUGACAAACAUUUUCUUGGUACUUCAUUGUGAUUUUUCAUUAAUCAACCAUAUUAAAUUUAUAAUAAAAAAUGCCCCUCAGAA
Sapajus apella (tufted capuchin) is the source of this 6565-nucleotide messenger RNA. RefSeq names its product solute carrier family 20 member 2 (gene SLC20A2). Gene Ontology annotation, cellular component: membrane. The transcript has 12 exons. The record is from RefSeq and is a predicted model, not a curated record. Gene Ontology annotation, biological process: phosphate ion transmembrane transport. Bases 3702 to 5249 code for a protein of 515 amino acids. Gene Ontology annotation, molecular function: phosphate transmembrane transporter activity. NCBI's taxonomy places the organism in Eukaryota, Metazoa, Chordata, Mammalia, Primates, Cebidae.